Messenger RNA from Trichomycterus rosablanca, 1752 nucleotides. RefSeq names its product ST8 alpha-N-acetyl-neuraminide alpha-2,8-sialyltransferase 5 (gene st8sia5). The transcript is spliced from 9 exons. NCBI's taxonomy places the organism in Eukaryota, Metazoa, Chordata, Actinopteri, Siluriformes, Trichomycteridae. The record is from RefSeq and is a predicted model, not a curated record. Gene Ontology annotation, biological process: N-glycan processing; oligosaccharide metabolic process. Bases 9 to 1334 code for a protein of 441 amino acids. Gene Ontology annotation, molecular function: alpha-N-acetylneuraminate alpha-2,8-sialyltransferase activity.
UAAAAAAGAUGGGAUACGCGGACCCUACGGCUAGUCGAGAUCUGCUGGGGAACAGAUCCUUGUGCUUUAUUUUCAUCUGCGCUUUCGGUGUGGUCACACUGCUGCAGCAGAUCCUCUAUGGCAAGAAUUACAUCAAGAGCGCGCAACAGUUAACCCGCCUCAAAGGAGAGGAGGUGGGCAACUGGAGUGGCCUGGUUAGGUAUCUUGAUGAUGGAGGGAUGAAGCAGCCUGCCAGAAUUGUGAGGAAAAGAUGUGUCCGUCAGCACUCAGAGAACUCCAUAGUUUAUGCGCCCUGCCUAGCCGAUAUUAAGAAGAAAAAAAGAGAAAAGAGAAGGUAUCUAGAGACCUCUAACGGACCCCUACAGUAUAACUCCACCACCUGCAAGGAACUGCGCCAGGAAAUCGCUGAAAUCAAAGUGCUGUCCAUGGUAAAAACAUCUGAGCUCUUUGAAAGAUGGAAGAAUCUGCAGGUCUGUACAUGGGAACAGAACAAGGAGGAAACCACCAACUUUAAGAUGUCUCUAUCGCGGAGUUGUAAUGCACCAGCCUUCCUGUUUACGACGCGGAGAAACACACCACCCGGAACGAAACUGCGCUAUGAGGUCGACACCAGCGGCAUCUUACCCAUCAUCCCAGAAAUAUUCAAAAUGUUUCCUGAGGACAUGCCUUACUCUAAAUCACAGUUUAAGAGGUGUGCUGUCAUUGGAAAUGGAGGAAUCAUUAAAAACAGCAAAUGUGGGAAAGAGAUUGACAUGUCUGACUUUGUCUUCCGGUGUAAUAUUCCCCCAAUUUCAGGAAAAUAUGCAGCUGAUGUAGGUACCAAGACUGGUCUUGUAACUAUUAACCCGAGCAUCAUCACAGAGAGGUUCCAGAAACUGGAGAAGUGGCGGCGUCCGUUCUACGAUGUGCUGGCGAGCUACGAGAACGCCUCCGUGGUGCUGCCAGCCUUCUACAACUCGCGCAAUACCGACGUGUCAUUCCGUGUCAAGUACGUCCUGGACGACUUCGCCAGACCCACCGGGCGUGGUGUCUACUUCUUUCACCCACAGUAUCUACUGGGUGCGCAGCGCUUCUGGGCAUCCCUGGGCGUUCGAGCCAAGCGCCUGAGCAGCGGGCUCAUGCUGGCCACGGCGGCGCUCGAGCUGUGCCAGGAGGUACACCUCUAUGGCUUCUGGGCCUUCCCGAUGAACCAAGAUGGCAUUUUCGUCAGCCACCACUACUAUGACAAUGUCAAACCUCGGCCUGGUUUUCACGCCAUGCCGCACGAGCUCUUCAGCUUCAUGCACAUGCACACCCGGGGCAUCCUGCACGUCCACACGGGGACAUGCAGGUGAUGCCGCUCUGUGGUUAAGGUACUGAUUUAUGGAUCGUUCAUUUUCUUAAUGAUAGGAGCUUCCAGUCAUAAGGCAGCGAGAAGAAACUCAUUAUGAGAUCUGGAGUGUGUGUGUGUGUGUGGAAAGGACAAUACAUUUUCCACCAAGACCUCUAAUACAGCUGCGAGGACUCAAACCUGGAGCCAGGGGUUGUGCACACUUUAUAUCGCUGCCUUUAUGUUUUCGAUAUGUGGCAUUGCUACAUGGUGCUUGUUUUGUGCAAGGUAUUAUCGUGGCAUCAUUAUUUUGUAUGAGGGGCCAACUGUGAUAUAUAAGCAUCACUGUAGAGCUAUUAGAACUGUACAAUCUUAUUUAAUCUUCCUCAACAGUCUUUAAUAUGUUGUCAUAUUUCUUCACUUAAUAAAGUGACCCCUUAAAA